Molecule: messenger RNA, 5293 nt
Organism: Psammomys obesus (fat sand rat)
Lineage: Eukaryota; Metazoa; Chordata; Mammalia; Rodentia; Muridae
Gene: Nlgn1
Product: neuroligin 1
Exons: 6
Coding region: 1033-3504 (823 amino acids)
Biological process (GO): neuron cell-cell adhesion; synaptic vesicle endocytosis; chemical synaptic transmission
Cellular component (GO): synapse; postsynaptic specialization membrane; cell surface
Molecular function (GO): neurexin family protein binding; signaling receptor activity
Source: RefSeq, a predicted model, not a curated record
AAACCUGUAUUAGGGGAAAACCAGGGUCCUCGGCAUUUUUUUUUUUUUUUCUUUUUUUGCGAGCAGUGCACCCAGAAUCCAAAAAGAUUUUUACAAAAAGGAAGAAGAAGAAAGAAAGAGAGAAAAGGAAAGAAAGAAAGCACAGUUCUUUGGUAACCCGGAUACAGCUACAGAAUCGUUCUACUGGACACCAGCACUGGGAAUUCAUUUUUUUUGAGGUCAAUUUCCAAUCGAGAUAAAUCUAUUGGAUUAGUAGGAUUAUCUGAUCGCAGCUCAAAGAAGUAACGCUGUUUGAUCGUUUGUAUUUCUUGCCUGAUGGUCGGAAUUACACGGAUGCGGCUUUGGUUCGCCGGGAUUCUGAAUCGUGGCAGCAUCUGGAGAGAAAAAAAGCAUCAAUCCACACGUUUAGGAAGUGUCCGUGGGUGAAUAAAGAGGGGGGGGGAGGUGUAACCGGGGUUGCGGCUGCUUAAAGGAAAAAAAUAAUAAUAAUAAUAAAGGAAGCAUCUUGAAUUCUGAAACAAGAAUUACCGACUUCCAGGGCUUGGAAAGAAAGCAUCUACAAACUGGUAAAUACUUUGACCAUUUCGGCUUGAAUUUGACAGCGAAGUGUUGGUGGAAAAAAAAAAAACAAAACAAAAAACCUGUCUCCUUGAAUAAUUGAAAGAGGACUGGGGGAAGAUGAGGGGGCUCCCUCCGUGGACGCGUCUCGCCGGGGGAUAUAGACCCACAGCUAACUGGAUUUGAUUUAUACAAGGAAAAUCUACAUCAAUGGCCACUCUCGGCACAUUGCUACUAUGGAAAACAGAAGGGUCAAUAGGAGACGGUCUGAUGAAUAGGGGUGACUGAAGAUGUUGCAUCAGUCCGUGGGAAAUCAAUGGGAGCUACUUGCUGCAUGAAGAGUGUUCUGAUCUCUCCUUAACAAGCUCAAAUUUGAGAGAUUGGGGGCACAUUCUACCAUCUUCCAUCUUUCUCAAGUGGAUACACAGAUAUUUGCCUCACUGUACCAGACAACUAAACAACUAAUGUGGGACCAUGGCGCUUCCCAGAUGCAUGUGGCCAAAUUAUGUUUGGAGAGCCACGAUGGCCUGUGUGGUACACAGGGGAUUGGGUGCCCCAUUGACUCUCUGUUUGCUGGGAUGUUUGCUACAGACUGUCCAUGUGCUCUCUCAAAAACUGGAUGAUGUUGACCCAUUGGUUACUACUAACUUUGGCAAGAUAAGAGGAAUUAAGAAAGAACUCAAUAAUGAAAUUUUGGGGCCUGUCAUUCAGUUUCUUGGGGUUCCAUAUGCUGCUCCACCAACAGGUGAACAUCGAUUUCAGCCUCCAGAACCGCCAUCUCCCUGGUCGGAUAUCCGGAAUGCCACUCAGUUUGCUCCUGUAUGUCCCCAGAAUAUCAUUGAUGGCAGAUUGCCUGAAGUGAUGCUUCCUGUGUGGUUCACUAAUAACUUGGAUGUGGUUUCAUCAUAUGUACAAGACCAGAGUGAAGACUGCCUAUACUUAAACAUCUAUGUCCCAACUGAAGAUGAUAUUCGGGACAGUGGGGGUCCCAAACCAGUGAUGGUGUAUAUCCAUGGCGGCUCUUACAUGGAAGGGACUGGAAAUCUCUAUGACGGGAGUGUCUUGGCAAGCUAUGGCAAUGUGAUCGUCAUCACAGUCAACUAUCGGCUUGGGGUACUUGGCUUCUUGAGCACAGGGGAUCAGGCUGCCAAAGGAAACUACGGGCUCCUUGACCUCAUCCAGGCCCUGAGAUGGACUAGCGAGAACAUUGGGUUCUUUGGUGGUGAUCCCUUGCGAAUCACUGUGUUUGGAUCAGGCGCUGGGGGUUCAUGUGUCAAUCUGCUGACUUUAUCCCAUUAUUCUGAAGGUAACCGUUGGAGCAAUUCAACCAAAGGACUUUUUCAACGAGCAAUAGCUCAGAGUGGAACAGCCCUUUCCAGCUGGGCUGUUAGCUUCCAGCCUGCAAAAUAUGCUAGAAUGCUGGCCACAAAGGUUGGCUGCAAUGUGUCAGAUACAGUAGAGUUAGUGGAAUGCCUGCAGAAGAAGCCUUACAAAGAACUUGUUGAUCAAGACGUUCAACCAGCCCGAUACCACAUAGCCUUUGGACCUGUGAUCGAUGGUGAUGUAAUACCAGAUGAUCCUCAGAUACUGAUGGAACAAGGAGAGUUCCUCAACUAUGAUAUAAUGUUAGGAGUUAACCAAGGGGAAGGGUUGAAGUUUGUCGAAAAUAUAGUAGAUAGUGAUGAUGGCAUAUCAGCCAGUGAUUUCGACUUCGCUGUUUCUAAUUUUGUUGAUAAUCUAUAUGGAUAUCCUGAAGGCAAAGACGUUUUGAGAGAAACCAUUAAAUUCAUGUAUACUGACUGGGCUGAUCGCCAUAAUCCUGAAACUAGAAGGAAGACAUUGUUGGCCUUGUUUACUGACCAUCAGUGGGUAGCACCUGCUGUGGCUACAGCAGACCUUCACUCAAACUUUGGCUCACCCACAUACUUCUAUGCCUUUUAUCAUCAUUGCCAAACAGAUCAAGUUCCAGCUUGGGCAGAUGCAGCUCAUGGAGAUGAGGUUCCCUAUGUGUUGGGAAUUCCCAUGAUUGGCCCUACAGAGUUAUUUCCUUGCAAUUUCUCCAAGAAUGAUGUGAUGUUGAGUGCAGUAGUAAUGACAUACUGGACAAAUUUUGCUAAAACUGGUGACCCAAAUCAACCAGUUCCUCAAGACACAAAAUUCAUUCAUACCAAACCCAACCGCUUUGAAGAAGUAGCAUGGACUCGAUAUUCCCAGAAAGACCAACUUUAUCUCCAUAUUGGAUUAAAACCAAGAGUUAAAGAGCAUUACAGAGCCAAUAAGGUAAAUCUCUGGUUGGAGCUGGUUCCUCAUCUGCAUAAUCUCAAUGAUAUUUCCCAGUAUACCUCCACAACAACUAAAGUGCCAUCAACGGACACCACUCUCAGACCUACCAGGAAAAAUUCCACACCGGUCACAUCAGCCUUUCCCACUGCCAAACAGGAUGAUCCCAAACAACAACCAAGUCCUUUCUCGGUAGAUCAGAGGGACUACUCCACAGAGCUAAGUGUCACGAUUGCAGUGGGAGCAUCACUGCUGUUUCUGAACAUCCUGGCCUUCGCAGCCCUGUACUACAAAAAGGAUAAGAGGAGACAUGAUGUCCACCGAAGGUGCAGCCCACAGCGCACGACCACCAACGACCUGACCCAUGCUCCCGAAGAAGAAAUCAUGUCCCUCCAAAUGAAGCACACUGACUUGGAUCACGAGUGUGAGUCAAUCCAUCCACAUGAGGUGGUUCUCCGGACCGCCUGCCCCCCAGAUUAUACUCUAGCUAUGAGGAGGUCACCUGAUGAUGUUCCUUUAAUGACACCUAACACCAUCACAAUGAUUCCCAACACUAUACCAGGGAUUCAGCCCUUACACACAUUCAAUACAUUUACUGGAGGACAGAACAACACCCUGCCCCAUCCCCACCCUCAUCCCCAUUCACAUUCAACAACCAGGGUAUAGCCAGAUGAGAGAGACAAACUGAUUUUUUUUUUCUGAUGGAGUGCAGCAAAAGAUUAUUGAAGAUUCCUUGGCUUUCAACUCGGAAGACUCUCGCUAUUUAAAUAAGGAGGAAUAUUAUGUGAAUAUACAUAUCAAGAACUUUGGGGGUUUUGAAAAUGAAUUGUAUAUAGAUAUACACACAAAUCAACUUUAAAAAACAAAUUUCAAUUGUUUGAAGCAAUUGUUCUGAAUGAUACUUUUUCAUUCACAUUCAAGAAUUAAUUUGUUGAAGAUUUAAGUUACAUAAUGGAGUUAGGCGUGUGGAACACCAAACAGGAAAGUACUGUGUCUGAACUACUUUUAAAAGGAAAGAAAGAAAGAAAAACAAAAAUGAAAUCAACUAUGAAUAUGCACAAGGGACACAUCAAUGGAAUGUCCGAUAAUUUUCGUCAGUUUUCAUUUGGAGCCCUUUAAUUGUGUAGACCAUAUUUGCUUAAAUACACAGAGCACGAUGCUGUUAAUGGCAUAGCAGAGGCUCAUGCUGAAAAUUGCCAGUAAAACAGAGAAGUUUAAAGACUGGCAGGUACAACAUUAUCACAUAAGUGCUGUCAGUACUAAGUCGUGGGGAUCAAGGAGACUGGAUAUUUUUAGCACGAUGUGCAUGAUAAUUUAUAUGCUUGGUGGCUGUGCUGCUGAUUAAGCCGUAAUUAAAAUUCUUCUCAUCCCAUUGGAGUUUUUAAUAGGAGCUUUCUCCAUCAAUUGGCAGAACCUAAAGAAGAUUUUAUAAGGGGCAAAAGUAAUUACAAUAAAAUAAUUUGCAGUAGUUUCGAUAAUAGAAGGAAUAGUUAUUAAAGUCUUUGGAGAAACUAGAGUUAUAGUGGUGCAUACUCGCUGAUAUGAAUCCCAGAAAAAAAUUCUUAUGAGUUUAAUAUUCUUUUCAUUCCCUUAUAAGUAAUUUAUAGAAAUGCAACUCUAAUUGGACAUGUGUUAGCUGUGGAUCUAUAAUUUGCUGUGGGUUUGUUACUCUGAAGUUUGCUCCUUUUUGGUAAGGUGAAGUGCCACAGUUUUUCAAGGUGUAGGGUGCCCCAAUAGUACUGCUCUGAUUACAGUUCUCAGUUAAUUGAUUUACUCAUGUUGCAUGACAAAAUGCUUACUACCAAUAAUUCAAUAGAAAGUUCAGUCCCUCUUCACAUUGCUUCUUUCUCACUGAGGUUCACUUGAAUUACUCAUGAGGUCUCAGUAGAGGACAUGUAGGUGGAGAACCUAGGAAAGUCAACAGCUAGAGGGUUUGUCUUUCACAUAUGUGCAAUUUCAAAUGAAUUAUCUAAGACCACAGGAAACUCUGAAUCCUCUUUUGUUUACCAGUAAUAUCAGUAUACCACAGACCUUUCCAAAUGUUUGUAUAUGUAAUCAGAUGUACAUUUAUAUUAAAAAAUGAGAUGGACUUAAAGAGCACAUCCUGAUAAAUGAUUUCUCUCUUAUCUGUACUAUAUUUCUAUUAGACUAAAGUUAUGUGAUUUUUUUUUUUUACCUUUUUUCAGAUGACUAGCAAUUUUGAUAGUUUGUAAGAUAACGCAAAGGACUUUCUCUGACUAACUGCAGUAACAGAAACCUUUCUUUCCAGCUACCCUUUUUCAAGAAUUGAAAGCUUAUUAUACACAAGAAAACACUUGUAUACUACUUGAUGGGAAGGACGUUGUGUAUCUCGACCACGUCAGUGGUCACUGGGUGAAAUAAAGAUAAUAUGGAAAAUGACGAUCAGUCAAAUGCUAAGAGACAUGAUUUUUGCUCAUUAAAGAGCUAAAAUGUU